AUGUAUGCAUUUGUCCUUUAUCUCCUUGUCACAAAAUUGAAGUCAAACGUCAAAAGAAAACCAAAGGCAUGCUUCUGUGUUUCACGACACUGAAUACUGAUAUGAUGUUUCAUUGUAUAGUGAUGAUAUCCAAUCAAAUCACGUCAAUGACUCCAUCAAAGCCAACGGAAAAGAGGCCAAGGUAAGAGGUUUGAAUAAAACGCGGAUGCGGACACGUCAAUUGCGUACAAACGGACUGAAGGAUAGAUGACGGACGGACGAACCGAUGUUGUCAUGAAAACCUGAUAUUGGUCGAAAUGAUGAAAUUGGUUUAACAGAGCCGUCUUAAAGUCUUUCCCUGCAUGCAUUAAUCUCAAAUUAAUCUUAAAUCAAUUGUAAUAGAUUUAAGUAAUAGAUGUACCAGCUUAUAAAGUUCAGUGCGUUAAAAACUUAGUGAGGAGUUGUUUACAUAAUAUUUUUAACAUUACAGGAUUCUAAUGGAACUGGAUCUGUUGGUAGCUUGGCUUUGAUGGGGGUGAGUAUUUGUUUUUCUGACUUUGUAUCGCUCGUACGUAUAUAUUAAGAGGAGAAUCUUUUGUAUGUUACGUAACACGCGCUCAAAACUAAUCAAUAUACUUUUCCACUUCGUUAUGAUUAUAUAUAUCUUGAUAUGUUUUUCAAGCGGCAAACAAACUACAAAAGUAUGUUUAGUGCUUUAUCUGUAAAAUAAUGCUAAAAUGAAGAGAUUUUAGAUGGUACGCCAAAGAGAAAAUGAUGUCUGAAGUUCAGCAAGUUUUGCUUAUAUUGCUGUAUAAAUAUGGCGUCAAUUUUCCAGCAUGAAUGAUAAUACACCCUUUCGAUAAUUACGUCACACGUACUUUUUGGCCUUGGAGCCUCGCUCUCAUUGGUAAAUUGCGCAAGGUGAUUGGGUCACAAGAGCGAGGCUCCCAAGCCAAAUGACGUAAUUGUCGAAAGGGUGUAUUGUAUUUAAAUUGACAAUAUUCAACUAUUAUUUUGUGUUUCUCAAUCGCCAGAUACAUUUAAAAAGGUGUGUAAACUACAAAAUAAAGCUGAAGCAAAGUAAUUUUGAAGGGAAAUUUUGUAUUGGUAGCCGUUGCCGUCCUAAAAUCGUAAGGUCUCUAUUGUGUCCGUAGGUAUACUUGUGUAAUUUUGUAUGUUUAUUGUUGCUAUUGUAGUAUCAGACUGCGGAUGAUGAUGUCAUAUACAAAGAAGGUUUACUUUAUCGAAAGUUAGUCGAAGAUACUGGUGGCAAGAAAGGUAUGCAGCAUCUCUCUGUCUUCUGCUACACGCGUAAUAAGGUGAUAAGGUCUGCUUAAUAAGGUCUGCUACACGCGUAAUAAGGUUUACUUUAUCGAAAGUUAGUCGAAGAUACUGGUGGCAAGAAAGGUAUGCAGCAUCUCUCUGUCUUCUGCUACACGCGUAAUAAAAACGCGCAAGUUGGUACAGAUCUGCAAACAAGUCCCACCGUGGUCAGGCAAACUUUUCAGCUUGCCCGGUGUGGAUGCACACUCAGAGUAGCAUCACAAACAUCAUAUUCACUUGAAUACAUAACACCAACAUACACAAAUAAGGUUGUUAUCAAGCCAAAUUUAGGAUGUGUUCGCACUGCCUGUUCUCUGUUGUUGUGACUAGUCUGGAACAAGUUGUUAUCACCUUGUCACAAGGUUGAUGACGGUAACAGACUUGCUACAUGUUGUUCCAACAAGACUAACACAGGCUGUUCGUAAUAAGUUUCUACGAGCUUGUUGUCAUCAACUUGUUAACAACGUGUUUUCGUGCAGACGAUAUCAGACUGUUGGAACAACUUGUUGCGAGUCUGUUGGCCUCAUCAAUCUUGUUACAAGAUGAUAACAACUUGUUCCAGACUUGUCAACAACUGCGAACACAUUUUGUUGGCAAGCUGUGAGACAUUUACGUGUGCAGUUACCAUUAAACGUAAACUUAAACUAAAAUAAACUACCUGUAUACCCAUUGUUCGUCAAGAAUGUUUUGUUCUUAUAAUUUUAUUAGCAUCGGCUUGGAAACGAAGUUGGCAGCCAUUCUUCGCCACCUUACGUGGAAUGAUUAUGUACUUACAUAAGGUAUUUCUAGAAUGAUUUGUUUUGCCAUGUUAGGAUUUUGAGAAUAUAGAGAUUCCUCAUAAUGUCGUGUGAAGAUUCGUUCCUGUUUCACUUCACCAAACACAGCACUUUUUCUACCUGCUCUGAUUUGUUGUUGCACUGUACUGGAUCAAUAAGAGAUGAUUCUUACUGGACCUCUAGGAAGAACAGUUUAGAACUGAUAGAGCUAUCCGGUAUAAAUAAAGUUAGUUUAGUUUAGGUUUCCUCUUGUAGAAACACUGGAUCAAUAAGAGAUGAUCAUUACUGGACCUCUAGGAAGAACAGUUUAGAACUGAUAGAGCUAUCCAGUAUAAAUAAAGUUAGAUUAGUUUUGGUUUCCUCCUGUAGUAACACUGGAUCAACAAGAGAUCAUCCUUCCUGGACCUCUAGGAAGACCAUUUUAGAACCAAUAGAUCUCAUUUCUCCAGUUUUAAAUAAGUUUGGUUUAGUUCAAUUUAAGCCAAUAUGGGUAAUUUGAUAGGCCAACAUGCUAAAUUUAAAAUGGCUAAACAACGUUGUUUCUAUUACAGCCAGAUGAGUCUCGCAACUUCGACGACACACGGUUUUCUCUUGGUGUUCAUCAUGCGUUUGCCAGUCCAGCUUUUGAUUACAAGAAGAAAUCUUUUGUGUUCAGAUUUAUUACCGCCGACUGGAAGGUUUUGCUCUUUCAAGCCAGGUAUGUAGACAAUGGUUUGUAAAGACUUUCACCCUGGCACAAUAGCUCAAAAGUAGGGUGCUUGAUACAAAACAACCAAGGUGUUUUUCUCAUUUCUGAUGCUACUUUGAGCGUUUCCACGCGAGAGAACAGGAAGACGAAAACAGACUUUUAAUGUGGUUAGGUGUGAAACUGAAAAGGGAAGGACUUCCUUUCGGUAUAGAGUUCCUAUGCAUGGAUCCAACUCGAUAAUGAUACUAAGGCUAUAGUAAUAAGAACAGAUUUAAAGCUAAACUUAGAAACAGUGCAAACUUUAUGAAUGAAUGACCUGGAAGAUAUUAGUUAGUCGUGAUCAAAGAGUGUGAGCUAGGUGAGUCAGGAGUAUGGGCAGUAGCAGUCAGGUGGAAGGAAGUCUUGUGUAGGUAUGAUUUAAAGGUGGAUAGAGUGUCGUAGCAGUUGGAAGGAGCAGAUUUACAUAUACAUAGUUUCACAGUUUUACAAUACUAACGAAGUAAGAACUUUGAAAAGUAUUUGGUUUACAAGCAUGCGUUCUUAAAAGGCCAGAGGUGCCCACGCAAUCCCUUCUGUUCUCUGUCGUUCUGUUAUGCUGGUCCGAUUGCAUCAUAUUUGAAAACACUGAUGAUUUUGUUUAGGGAUAAAGCUGAUAUGAAUGGUUGGGUUGAAGGAUUAAAUCUCGUCGCAGCCUCAUUUUCAUCACCGCCACUCCCUGCUCCUGUUGGAUCUCAGUAAGUAUACCAGUUCACAGAGCUUACAUAAGGCGCAUGCGCUCAGUGCAGAAGUCAUGGAACAGGAACGUACUUUAAUAAGUUAAAAGUAAGGAUUAAAUUAGUAAAAAUACUUUGUGAAGUCCGUGUAUUAUAUAGUAUACAUACGUGGCUUCACCCAAUCAUAGGCCUUUACCAUAGGAGUUAUCGUUUCAGUUUACUUAUAUUUCGAUGUUGUAGGCGAACACUCUGUGAGAUUAAUGGGUGACCAUUAACGCAAAACUCAUUAGAUUUAUUCUUUGUUUCCAGUAAAAGAUUCCAGAAACCAGUUCUUCCAUUUUCAAGAACCAGACUAACGUUG
Molecule: messenger RNA, 3840 nt
Organism: Paramuricea clavata
Lineage: Eukaryota; Metazoa; Cnidaria; Anthozoa; Malacalcyonacea; Plexauridae
Source: the annotation of a GenBank genome assembly